GAAAGGAUAUCGAAUGCGAUAUUCCGAGAAAGGAUGUCGCCUGGCCAUCCAUUGCUACCAUCCAGCCGACGCGACCUCUUUGUUCGACAUCCUAACAAAGGCUUCUGUCGUUGCAAGCUAGCACUCACCAACCUUGCGAGAAGUUUGUCAUAGUAUUAGUGGCCGGGUCACGCGCAUCUGAUUGCUCACAAAACUCACCGAUUCUAGUCUUGUCCCCCAAUACUGAGGCGGCUUCAUUGAGCUCCGUCCCGUAACUCUAAUUACCUUCUACCGGCCCAGCCAACCUUUACAAGCUCAGUCUAAACACUCGAACUGCUCAGGCGACAUACUUACAUGCCGUAGAUUCAAUAGGAAGAAACAAUUUCCGCGACCCCGCAAGACUCCAAGCCCCCUCAAAAUCCCAUCCUUCUCGCUCGUUGGUAGACUUCACCUAGCACGUCGAUUGAUACGAAUAGUAUGGAAGAGAAGUCACAGUCAGCGCGUGAGAAAGACGAUCGGGGAAGCUCCAAUUCAGAUCCUAGCCCGCAACGUGUGGGGCUUCUAAAAUCAUUAAUCAUCAUAUUCUCUUUUACCUCCAAGCUGGAUUAUGUACUCCUUGUUCUCCCUGCUUUUCUCCUAUCUGUGCUAUCUGGUCUUUUACCCGCUUAUAUGACAAUAUUGGUUGGACAAGCCUUCCAAUUAUUCGCCGAUUAUACCAUCGCAAUCACGGGCGCAACCGACUCUGCUACUACUAUCAACCAGGCCAAGGAUACCCUACGGCAGCAAAUCGGAGAAGUGGCUAUUAAACUCGUCUGUCUAGGUUGUGCAACUUUCCUUCUCAGUCUAGCAACCCAUACCCUCUGGGCUAUCAACGGCUCAAAAAUCUGUGAAAAGAUUCAAACAACUGUCUACGAUGCGGUCUCUCAAAGAGAGCUUGGCUGGUUCGAAAAUGGAAUGAAAACGAGAUACCAAUUUUUGGACGAAGAGUCAGAAGACACUGAGAGUCAUCCAACAGAUGAUCGUUUUGUGACUUCUCAAUCCCCAGCUGGUCUUAUGGCGCGGUUUGCCAGGCAAACAGAAGAUAUCCGAGCCGCGAUUUCUGGACGUUUGGGGAUGAUCAUUCAGUACACCGUAACUCUGCUAGUGAACACAAUCCUUGCUUUCACCAAGUCAUAUAAGCUUAGCCUUGUGAUCCUCUGUACGAUACCCGUCGUGACCAUCUUGACGGCACUAUCGGCUAAGUUGACGGGACCUUUAUUCCAAAAACAGAGUCUCCUUGAAUCUACCUUGUCUACGGAAAUUGGAAGAAUGGUUAAGACGAUCUCAAUUGUAAAAGCUUUUAGCGCACAACCUCUCGAAAUAGUCAAGCUCGUCCGUCUGUCCUCCCAGCUGUCAAAGAACUACAUGUCUUUCGUGCGCAUUUUGGCAAUCCGUUUGGGGUUGUGCCAAUGCCUCUCUCUUUUGAUGUUUGUACAAGGCUUCGGCUUCGGUUCAAAGUUAAUAACCGAUCAAGAAGUUACGACGGGGGACGUCAACACUGUCUUUUGGUCUUGUCUAGUGGCGAGUUCUUAUCUUCAAAUGCUCAUGCCUAUGUUGACCUUCCUCGAGAAAGCCCAGCUGGCAAUCCUUAACUUGAUGGCGCUUAUGGACCAGUCUUCGGGUUCAUUGAACUCCAAAUCACUUGAAGAAACUCUGAAGACUGACUAUCCCUCUGACAAGGCCACACCACCAAACGAGAAGCCCGAUUUACCCCCAAGGUUGGUUCCAUUGAGCACGCUUCAACAAACGAAACACCGGUCACGCGCGUUGAUUCGCUCUUGGUCGCCGACCGCAUCCACCGUUACAUCCUCAUCCGCGAACAAUUUCAAUGCAGAAAAGACCAGAAACGCUCCCAAAGCAUCAUCGUGCGGAGCUCUUCCAACCCAAUCCAUGAUCCCUAAUCCACAGCCUCUAGUCCGAACCAGAGUCACUAAACCAGUGCCCCCAGAGUGGCGCCUCUCCCGAAAAUCGCGCAUGAGACAUCUGAGGAAGCUGAUACCAGCAGAUUUCAAAGGGCAACUCGAAUUGAAGGCUGUCACGUUCUAUUACCCUUCCAACGAGCCCACACUGUACAAAUUUCCGCCUAAAUCAUCGGUUUUAAUCACUCAAACUCCGAACAAACCCAACCUAGAUGAUGUAUCCAUGUUCUUUCCCUCGGGAGAUUUCACAUUCAUCAUCGGGGAAUCAGGAAGUGGAAAGUCAACCAUUAGUGCUGUCCUGAUGGGCUUGUAUCCCAUCUUGAAGGGUUCAGUUGAAGCUGAUGAACUCGGGGCGAUUGGUUGGCUGGACCCCGACUGGUUCCGAAAUCAAAUCUGUCUUGUCAGUGGGCUGACUUCCGCCUUUCUACUACCUGGGACACUCCACGAAAACAUUGCGAUCGGCGUCGGAAGUACUCGCGACUGGCGUACCGUCUCGCGUCUAGAAGUCAUCCAGGCCGCUAAGUUUGCGCUUCUACACGAAUUUAUAAGCGACUUGCCCGAAGGUUACGAUACCAAGUUGGACUCUGAAACGGACGAGCAAACCUCGGGGAAUGAGCUUCCCAGCGGCGAAAGUGGUUCUAGGGGAGUUCAGAGUCUCAGUGGAGGGCAGAAGCAAAGGCUCGGUCUGGCACGCGCUUGGAUCCGCAACGCUCCUAUCUUGAUCCUUGAUGAAGCUACCUCGGCGCUAGACUUGACAACGCAGGCUUUGAUGUAUGAUGCAAUCCGACAAUGGCGGUCCAACAAAACUACAAUCUGCAUAACACACGACCUCAAGCCCAUCGGACCGAAAGAUUAUGUAUAUGUUAUGCAGUCAGGUCGGAUUGUUCAAAGCGAUUAUCGAUAUAAACUUGAAGCUCAACCUACUUGUGUCAGCCUGUUUAAGCAAAUGGCAAGAAGAUCAACAAAUUCUAGAAAAGCAUCGAUGGCGACUGCGCCCAAGGUCAAAUUCCAGUCAAGCCUUCCGCGAAUGUCUGAUCAAACUUGGGAGACGAUAGAUACAGCCGAACUAAACGAAAUCGAAGAGUUAAAUCGUAACGCUCAUAUCAGGUUCUCUGUGCCUCCAGAAGACGGCCUUGGCUCUCGCUCAAAUCCUCCCCCGGCAACACGAAAGCGAAUGACAUUUUUGGAUGGAUUCAUACAUGCUCUGAAAUCUGACGGAAGUUUCCUUGGUCCUCAGCAAAGCGCCCUUUCCCAAGGAUUCUCGUCCCCUCAGAAUGCCUGGCGACGUUCAGUUCGAACUUCAACUCUGGAGGAGGGAAAUUCUAUUCGAGAGCGACGUCCCUCGCUCCGAUCUAGUUUUUCCGCUGAAGAAUUGACAAAAAAUUCCUUGCAGAAAACGCGAGGCUCAAGAUCUUCGAGAUACUCGAUGGACCUCUUCAAGUUGAAUGGCGGCCAGCAUCCAGGAAAUAAAACAAGAAGGUCCAAAGUUCUGAGCACAGUGGAGCAAGAGGAUGACGAAUACCAAGAGUUCACUGCCUCAGUCAUGCUACAAGCCAGCAAGAUAGCCUCAAGUCGCAGAAAUCAAUUCAGCAUCCAGAUUGACUCUAAUGCAGACAGCGGGGAUAUUUUAACUACAGAAAGACGGAAAAAAUGGUCCCCUGAGGAAUUAGCAAAUGUAGACGGCGACCGCCCAGAAACAGUGCCUCAUAAACCCAAAUGCAGAUUUAUCCGAAAACUUCAUCACAAGAUCAACAUGCCCACUUCCUCCACAUCCACCUGGUCAAUCGCUCAGCUAGUGAAAAAUAUCGCCCCCACGUUCAAUCAAAAAUGGCUGACCUUUUUUGGCUGCCUUGUCAGCAUUGGCUCGGGAGCAAUUACGCCUCUAUUCUCUGUUGUCUUGGGAAACCUACUGGGUAAAAUUGCCAACCCGCCUCCUGGUUUUCUUCUCCAAAACUCGAUCUAUAUCAUUGUCAUCGCAAUCGUCGACGGGAUACUUGCAUUUUUAAGAAUAUUCAUAAUGGAGAAGGCGAGCACAAUGUGGCUCGAGAGCAUGCGUAGUGUUGCAUUUGAAAAAAUCGUUUUGCAAGAUCAAGAGUGGUUCGAUAGGAGUGAGAAUUCUCCCCCAAAUUUAAUCAGUCGUCUGAUUAAAGACGGGGCCGAUUGCAAGGAUCUUAUCGGCCAGAUAUUAGCCGACAUCUUGACCGUUGUCACCCUGAUUGCCAUUACCUUUGUUUGGGCUCUAGUUAUAGGGUGGGAAUUAACCCUUGUGGGCUUGUCACUAGCGCCGAUAUUCUUCUUCAUCGUCGGUGGGUGCGGAAAGGUUAGCUCUAGGUUUGAACAGCUCAAUAAGAUUUUGAGAGAACAAGUUGCGAACCAAUUCCAUCUGACCAUUAGUAAUACCAAAGCGAUUCGCGCAAUGUCACUCGAGCCUCUCAUGCGAGAAAGAUUUGUUGAGUAUUCAAUCAAAUCUCGAAAAAUGUUCAUUCGGUCCUCCCCUUUACAUGGUAUAUCAUCCGGGCUAAAUAUUGCCAUGACGUAUUUGGCCGACGGUUUGUUAUUUUACGUCGGGGCGGCAUUGGUAAUGAAAGGUCUUUACACCUUUGAAAAGUUGCUUCAGGUUUUCUCGUUGAUAAUCUUUUCAGUAACUUUUGCUGGUCAAAUCGUUGGUACAGUUCCUUCUUUUUCAAAAUCAGUGAGGGCUGCGAUGGAUUUGAUCCGACUCGUCUCAUUACCAAUUGGAUCCAAAGAGACAAAAGGCGACUUGAGAAUGCCACUCAAGGGCCAGAUAGAGUUCCGCCAAGUCGAUUUCACUUACCCAUCAAGACCAGACUUUCCUGUGUUAAAGGGUGUAUCAUUUGUGAUUCAGCCCGGUGAAUGUGUGGGUAUUGUAGGGGCUUCUGGUUCCGGAAAAUCAACCAUAGCCGCCUUACUCCACAGGCUCUACGAGCCCAAUUCAGGCUCUGUCAGACUGGAUGGCUUCAACAUCUCACAGAUUGAUGCACGUCAUGCAAGGGAGCAAAUCGGAAUGGUUACUCAACAUGCAGUCCUGUUUAACGCGACGGUAUUCGAGAAUAUAUCUUAUGGCCACAUGCCGCGUACCCGAGCGAACAAUAAUUCGGAAAACAUGAAGAAACACAUCAUCAAGACUGAAGUUGAGCCCGUAAUAGAACAGGUGCAUUUAACUGACUUCAUAAAUCGUCUACCUCUGAAGUUGGAUACGAAGAUUGGCGAGAACUUCGACCUUAUUUCCUCUGGUCAAGCUCAAAGACUAUCGAUAGCUCGUACACUCUUGAACAAGAAUCGGAAGAUUUUGGUCUUUGACGAAUGCACUUCGGCUCUAGAUGCCAUCAAUCAAACAGAAAUACUCAAGACCAUUAUGGAAGUCAAGACCGGCAAAACUUCGGUCAUCAUCACCCAUAAAGAGGAUGUCAUGAAGUUGUGCGAUAGGCUCAUCGUGAUGGACAAGGGGCGUAUUGUAGAACAAGGGACUUAUCAGGAACUUAUCGUCAAGCAGAACGGGAUUUUGAGCACUCUGAGCAAAUGCGGAGAAUAUACCGCUUAAUCCUACCCAACCACUUUCACAUAAACCACACUGUCUCUUGCUUCAUUAAUUUUAGUUUCAUUCAGCGCAUAAUUUAUAGUCUUCUUACUAUUGUGAAUAUUCGAUUCCACAUUUCAAAGUAUUUGUAGCUUAUGACAAUCUCUUUCACUUGCUAUUCUUUUGGGUGAUUGGUUCAAUCUUGUAUUUAUUAGUCUUCUCUUGAAGAAAGCUACUUUUUUGAAUGAGCAAUCAAGGAAUGAUAUUUUGAGUUGCUCUCAAUUUUAUUAUUGCAUUGC
This is a messenger RNA of Puccinia graminis f. sp. tritici CRL 75-36-700-3, 5774 nucleotides long. RefSeq lists its product as uncharacterized. The coding region runs from base 457 to 5499 and encodes 1680 amino acids. Gene Ontology annotation, molecular function: ABC-type oligopeptide transporter activity; ATP hydrolysis activity; ATP binding. NCBI's taxonomy places the organism in Eukaryota, Fungi, Basidiomycota, Pucciniomycetes, Pucciniales, Pucciniaceae. The transcript is spliced from 7 exons. Gene Ontology annotation, biological process: transmembrane transport. The record is from RefSeq and is a predicted model, not a curated record. Gene Ontology annotation, cellular component: membrane.